CUCACUUUGACCUCACUCUGACCUCCUGCGCAGACGCAGCCUGCGAGCUACGAACAAAAUGAUGAUGACGAUGACGACGAAAUCGACGACGAUGACGACGACGAAACCUCGGAGAGCAGCAUCGAAUGCACCCUCGAGAUCACUGCCUCGCCUCCGGCCACUCCGACUUCCUCGACGUCUCACCCGGAUUCCAAGGCGGCCCAAGAGUCCCCGUCCUCCACACGCGUCAACCAGGGCUCCAUGCUCUUCAUCGACGAGGAUGCCACAACAGUGAAGGAUUCGGACGACGAUACAAGCUUCCAGUUCAAGGGCGACCAGGCGAAGGUGAUGACCAUUGGGGAGCUCUCGGAUGAGACGCCGAAGGAGGAGGAAGUCCCAGAAACCAGGGAGGGGAAGGAAUCCAGUUCUGACGAGGAGGAGGAGAUCGAUGUGGUGAACGUUUCUGCGGUAGAGGUGGAAGAACCGGAGUCUCCAGUCGCUAUUCGCUCCAGGAGUCCCGAGGAGAAGUCUGAGGAUGCUACAGGAGAUGCCGAGCCAGAGGCAGAAGCUAAGAGCGACACUGAUACCAGCGACGAUAAGGAGGCCAAGCCAGAGGCCGAGGUAGAGCAGCCAGCCUCCAAAGACGAAGAAGUUGAAGCAGAGGGCGAGAAGGAGAGCCAGCCCGACGACGCUCCAGCCCAAAAGCCGGAGGAGAUUCAAGAAGACGGACAGAAGGAGGAUGCCCAGAAGGAAGACGCUAAGGAGGAAGCCCAAGAGAAGGACACCCAGGAGGAGGAAGUCCAGAAGGAGGCCGUCCAGGAGGAGGAAGCCCAGAAGGAGGCCGUCCAGGAGGAGGAAGCCCAAGAGAAGGACAUCCAGGAGGAGGAAGCCCAGAAGGAGGAAGGCCAGAAAGAGGACGCCCAGAAGGAUGACAAACCUUCACCAGAAGCCAAGGACAGCUCCGACACCGACGACGACUUCAUCGAGCUCCGCGAAGAACGGGAUUCGGUGCAGGACGCCCGCCGAAUGACCGCACAGACGAUGGAGGAUUUCGUUACACAAAGAUCACCAGGAGAUUGUGUAGGAGGAGCUAAGAAGAAGAAAGAAGAUAUAACGCGGAUAAACAACGAAGCAAAGGGUAGAGACAGUGAAAGUGAUCGAGCAGACAGAGUUGAAAGUGUAGAAAGUGUAGAAAGUCAGAAAGAAGUGAAUGGUGGAAACAAAGACGUGACGAUGAUAGACACACCGCCGCCAGCCAUUGUCAUUAGCCGCGCCGAUUCUGAGGACGUCGGAGAGGAGGAGGAAGCGAAGGAUAAUGUUUAUAACGAAAAAUCAAGCGAAGGAGAUGGAGGUCCACAGGAAGAUUCGCAGAAAGAACAUGAAGAUGGAAGAGAAGAGGAUGUAAAGAGAGAAGGAGAAGCUUCUUACGACGACGGAAAGGAGAGGACAUUGAGCGGCUCAAUUUUGCCGGAGGAACUGUCGAUGAUUUCCAUCGAGCGGCGCGCUGACCCCGAAGAACUGGAGGAGGCAGAUUGCUCGCUGAUUACCCAGUGGUCGUCGAGGGACCGAGCGAGCGACAGUGACGACGGCAACGACGGAGUCCGGGAGGCUGGACCGCGACGGGGAUCGCCGGUCGAGGAGGACGAUCAGCAAGCCGUGUCUUCCACUUACAAGCGGUUGGGCGAUGAAAUCACCUUCGACAGCCCUCCUCUGACGCCCAGAGAAGAAGUCGACAUCAAGUACGACUCCACGACGCCGCUCGACCCCAUCAGCGAGAUGGACGAGAGCGACGAGGACGGCGAGGCGGCGAGCGAGGCGGUUCCGUCGAGGAUGAAGUCGAAGCUCUCCUCGGCCAUGAACGACCUCCUCUCGAUCGGCCAGGACGACUCGGCCGCGGACGACGCCGUUCCAUCCGAAGCGACAGAAGCCGCCGGCGUCGAAGAGAAGGAAAAAGCCGUUGAGGAAGAGGAAAGCGGAAGCAGAUCGAAAUCAGCGGACGAGGGAAGCGGAGGCAGCUCAGAAUCGGAAGAGGAAAGUGGAAGCGACUCGGAAUCGGACGAAGGCGACAAAGACACCGAGAAAGACGCCAAGAGGACGCCAGCAGAAGGCGACGACGCACAGGCGAGCGGCGAGCCCCCAAAGGAAAGGGAAAAGAAGCGCGCCAAACGGGGACGCAUCUCGAAGAAGAAGAAGGCAAGCCCCAUCCACCUAGCGGGGGCGCUGAGGACCUUCAGCAACCCCAUCAGCUACUUAGGAGGCCCCACCAUCGAAUACGAAGAGGUCAAGGAAGGCAGAGAACGCCAGGACAGCGUGACGUCCAUCACAUCUCUGGACUAGGAAGCAUCUCUUCCCAUUGUGGAUUCUUCAUUUAUUGCAGAUGACAAAAAAUACGUCACAAAUAGAUAAUGAUUUACAUGAACCUCAGAUUCUGUCACUGCUUUGUAGUUCAAAAAAUACUGUCAUUUGAUUGUUCAGUGUUUAUUUGUUUUCGUUCCUGUUUUUAUUUUUUUCCUUAGACUUGUACAUAAUAUUAAUUCGAAUGUAGAUAAAGACAAACCAGUUGUUAUGAAUAAUGGGAUUCGUUUUUCUUUUUCUUUUUUCUUUGUAAAUGUGUUUCUUUCGAAGGAACGAUUGUUUUGGCAUUUCUGAUCACAUUUCAUUAUAUAAGGCAUCUUUGGUGUGAAUGUGUAGUUGCUUGGCCUAAUGAUAUUGCGAAGCUAAUAAAAUGUGUCUGUGGUCACAUUCAUUUCA
Molecule: messenger RNA, 2730 nt
Organism: Penaeus vannamei (Pacific white shrimp)
Lineage: Eukaryota; Metazoa; Arthropoda; Malacostraca; Decapoda; Penaeidae
Source: RefSeq, a predicted model, not a curated record